Molecule: messenger RNA, 738 nt
Organism: Drosophila sulfurigaster albostrigata
Lineage: Eukaryota; Metazoa; Arthropoda; Insecta; Diptera; Drosophilidae
Exons: 2
Coding region: 1-738 (245 amino acids)
Molecular function (GO): nucleic acid binding
Source: RefSeq, a predicted model, not a curated record
AUGGGGGACUUGCCCAAGGAAAGGGCGUCCUGCCGCCCGAGACCGUUUAGGCACACGGGAGUUGACUUCGCUGGCCCAUUCGAAGUCAAAAACUACACUGGCCGAGCCUGCCUCAUCACCAAGGGAUAUGUCUGCGUCUUCGUGUGCUUCAGCACGAAGGCGAUCCUCUUGGAGGCGACAUCGGAUCUCACGACUGAGAAAUUCCUGGCCGCAUUUUCCCGUUUUAUAGCACGGCGCGAGUGCUCACAGAAAAUGCACUCGGACAACGGUAAGACUGUCGUUGGAACUGACAAGGAGAUCUCCACCGACUUCUUGGAAGCGACGAGGGAGUGUAUCAUCGCAAACCAUGGUCACCAAAGCCUAUCCUGGCACUUCAACCCGCCGGGCGCCCCACUUAUGGGUGGUCCGCUUAUUUCGGUAUUGGAACCGGAAAUUAACCAACAGGCCACCUCCAUCCUCAAUCGAUGGCAGCGACUGAAGGCUCUUCUCCAACAAUUUUGUUUCCGUUCGGAGGAUAAGUACCUGAAGAAGCUACAUAAACGGACGAAAUGGCAAUCCCCUACACGGAACCUUCAGAUCGGUGAUAUGGUCCAACGAGUGGCGCUUAGGACGGGUGCUGACAACGUGUCCAGGCACCGAUACAAAAGUCCGAGUUGUAGACGUGCUCACGGCGCGGGGUACAAUCCAAAGACCCGUCGCCAAACUGAUUCUACCCCCGAUGGAGGACAGCAAAACUGA